This is a messenger RNA of Striga asiatica, 1614 nucleotides long. Lineage: Eukaryota; Viridiplantae; Streptophyta; Magnoliopsida; Lamiales; Orobanchaceae. The record is from the annotation of a GenBank genome assembly.
GUUGAUUUACAUAGUGACUUUCAAUGGUAAAUCCGAAAUUAGGCGCAAAUGAGAAGGCCAUUCACCAAAUCCCACCACCCAACAAAAUCAUCAUCACCAACAAAGAUAUCGCUUAGGCUGAGACUCACGACGCAGGUUACAAGGUAAAGCAGAGCGAAUCCCCUACAACCAGCCCAUCAAUGGCUGUCUCAGCUGCGGCGAGGGCCGUGCUCAUCUCAACCGCCGCCGAUUUUUCCCUCAGAACGACAUCCCGGCCGUCCCUGUCCCCUCCCAUCCACCACCUCCUCAUACGCCCCUUGCUCGCCGCCGCCGCCGCCGCGGCCCCCAAGAAGCGGGCCGCCGCAAUCAGCUGCCUGAUUUCCGGCGUCGACGGUGGCGGGGUCUCCGACGAGUUCGUUUCCACCAGAAAAUCCGGCUUCAGCCGUGAAUUCUCCGUCAUAGCGAACAUGCUGAAGAGAAUCGAGCCCCUCGACAAUUCAAUUAUCUCCAAGGGGAUCUCGGAUUCGGCUAAGGACUCCAUGAAGCAGACGAUUUCAACUAUGCUCGGGCUUCUUCCGUCCGAUCAGUUUUCUGUCACCGUUAGGGUUUCAAAACAGCCCCUCGAUCAUCUCUUAGUCUCCUCCAUAGUCACUGGAUACACACUUUGGAAUGCCGAGUAUAGAAUAUCUUUGAUGCGGAAUUUUGAUAUGUCGCCUGAUAGUUCCGAAAGUUCCGAUUUUGUCGAUAAUGAUGGGGCCUCGGAGGUGAGGUGGGAGGCCGGUGAUGGUGGCGGAGAUGACAGAGGCCUUAGUGGUGGUGUUCAAGGGAGUGCAGAUGAAUUGGAGAGAGUGAAUCUACAAAAUGUGAGAGAUUUGUCACCUGAAGCUUUAAAGUAUAUACAGAAAUUAGAAUCAGAGUUGUUGGCUACUAAGCAGGAGCUUCAUGCCCAGAAACAGGAAAAUUUGCAGAUGGAGCGUAUUAAGAAGAGUAGUAACAAUCUUCUGGAGUACCUGAGGUCAUUGGAGCCUGAUAUGGUAAUGGAGCUAUCUAAACCAUCAUCACCUGAGGUGGAAGAUAUUAUCCACCAACUUGCUCGAAAUAUAUUGAUGAGAUUUUUCAAAGAGGAGAUUGUAUCUGAUAACGAGGAUUUGGCUUCGAGCAGCAUACAAGACUGUAAAGACGCGGAUAAUGAGUUUGGUGAUGCCAUCGUUGGUACUUCUCGGGAUUACUUGGCCAAGUUGCUCUUCUGGUGCAUGUUACUGGGGCAUCAUCUUAGGGGUUUGGAGAACAGAUUGCAUCUAAGUUGUGUUGUUGGUUUGUUAUAGCUGAAGCAGAAAGAGGGAGAGAGAUAUAAGUCUGAUCUGACUCUUUUUCUUUUCUUAUUUAUAUUUCUUUGUAAUUCCACCUUGUAUGUGUCAUCCCAAAAAACAGUGCUAAAUAAAAUAUAAAAAAUCGUAAUUGAAUCAUAUGAUUUUGCUUCUAGAAACAUUUCAACACAUACUAACAACGGAUGUGUGUGAGAGUUUGUGUAUACAUAAGCCUGAAUAUUGCUCUGCUUCAUGCCUUGGUAAUAAAUGUAGUUGUUGACAAUUGAUAAUUCAUAAUUUAGACUUUAGAUGUAAAUGCAAGUUGACC